AUGUCAUUGACUACAAACCUAUUUCAUCAGUUUCCAAAUUGUUGUAAGCUUAAACCGGAUUAUUCGUACUAAAUCUUUAAACGUACCGCGAUAAGAGCCAAGAUAAGUAGUCAUGUUAGGUGUAUAUUCAUGUGUUUAACUCAUUCCGUCAUGGUUCUCAAUAAGGUAUUUUCUAUUUAUUUCCUUUUAUUUGUUGUAAGUGUUGUAACAAAAGGAAAAUCUUUGAAAAAAAGUGACAAAGAACCAUUUGAAAUCAAUGAAUUCCUUUUCGGUACAUUUGGCACCAAAACUUUUAAUGGGUCGUGGCUUACAGGAGACUCUAUACUUCAUAAAAAUAAAGAAGGUGACAUUGUUUUAUCUAACGUGAAACUCGGAAAUUCAACCGUGUUUCUCAAGAAGAGCGUACUCGACCCUUUUCCCAUGCUAUACAGUACUUCUGUAGCGCCAGAUCAUCGUUAUGUUCUGAUAAGAUAUAAUGUCUCUGCAGUGUUUCGUCAUUCAACAACUAGCCUUUACACCAUUUAUGACAUUGAAAAUAACAAAUACUAUGACAUCGAAAAUAAAAAUCACACUCAAUAUGCCCAAUGGGCACCUGUAGGUCAUGGUCUUGUUUACGUCUAUUUGAACAACUUGUACUACUUAAAAACUCCUUUAGCCAAACCGAUAGCUUUAACGAGUGACGGAGUUUCUGGAAUUAUUUAUAAUGGAGUACCAGACUGGGUUUACGAAGAGGAAGUAUUGGGUACGGGUUCCGCUCUGUGGUUCUCACCAGAUGGAAAACAGUUUGCAUUUGCAUCCUUUGACGACACUCAAGUUAAAAAUUUUACAUAUUUUACAUACGGGGUUCCAGGUGAUCUCACUUCUCAGUACCCUCAAAAAGUUACAAUAAAAUACCCAAAAGUAGGUACCAAAAACCCUGACGUGACAACAUACAUCGUAAAUUUAGAAUCGGAUGAUGAUAAAAAAGUACCAUUAGAAAUUCAUGCAAUUGACAAAUCGUGGCACGAAAAAGAUGAUUACGUCUUGUAUGACAUGGUUUGGGUCACCAAUGAUGAACUUGCAGUGAUUUACUCAAAUCGGGUCCAAAAUAAAGCGCAUUUGGUUCGAUGCACCAAAGAAGCGAAAUGUAAGAGCGUACCUGAAGCGACUUACGAGGAGAAAAACGGUUGGUUGCAAAUACAAAUUCCUUUUUACAAUAAGGCUGGUACUCAAAGAAUUGAAAUUUUACCACAACCCGAAGGAACGGACGAAUUUGAUCACUUGGUACUAACUGAUGUUGCUAGUGGUAAUGCGAAAAGGUUGACAAAAGGCCCGUUUUAUGUCACGACUGUGGAUGGGUGGGACGAAGCAAACAGUCUCAUAUAUUUUUCAGGAACUGGUGAGAAUGCUCCGGCCCAGAUGCACGUUUAUGUUGUCAAUACCGAAACUGUUGAAGUCAAAUGCUUGACUUGUGAGAUGAAUACGUCUCGUGGUCUCUGCAAAUACGCUUCGGCGGUCUACAGUAAAGAUUUUAGUUACGUUACAAAAAUUUGCAGAGGUCCCGGACCUUUCCUUGUUGAGAUACACAAUCUAAAAGAUGAAUGUGAUAUUCUCAUUUGGGAAGACAACCAAGCUUUGGUUGAUAAAUUGGCAAAAAAAGCAUUACCGGUUGAAAAAAAUUUGAAAGUACCUCUUGCUGGUGGUUUUAAUGCUAAUGUGCGAAUGCUUCUUCCACCAGAUCUGGAUGAGAAUGGGUCUAAAAAAUAUCCAGCAAUUGUUAACGUUUAUGCAGGACCUAGUAGUAACCAAAUAAGCGACGCUUAUUCGGCAGGAUUUCAGAAUUAUGUUGUUACAAAUCGGAAGUAUAUUUAUAUCUAUAUUGAUGGACGAGGAAGUGGUAAAGACGGUAAAAAUAAAAUGCACCAAGUUUACAGAAAAUUAGGAACAGUAGAAAUUGAGGACCAAAUUGCUGUUACAAAAUUCCUGCAGCAAAAGUUUUCCUAUAUUGACGCCAAUAAAACUGGAAUUUGGGGUUGGAGUUAUGGGGGCUUUGCCAGUGCUUGGGUCUUAAUUAAAGAUACUGAAAAGAUUUUUAAAUUUGCAAUGUCAGUGGCACCUGUAACUAGUUUUAUUUAUUACGAUUCAAUUUAUACCGAGAGAUACAUGGGUUUGCCAACCCCUGAGGAUAAUUUAGGAGGCUAUAACAAUACAGAUGUUACAAGGAAAGUAUUGGCGAUGAAGGACAAAUUAUUCUUCUUAAUCCAUGGCAAUGCCGACGAUAAUGUCCAUUACCAGCAGUCCAUGCUUUUGUCUAGAGCUCUAGAAGUUUAUGAUAUACCAUUCCAACAACAAAGUUAUCCGGACGAGAAUCACAGCUUGGGCCGCGUAUGGCCCCAUUUGUACCACACUAUUGAUCGAUUCUGGGCGAGAAGUUUCAAUUUACCUGACCCUCCAGCUCCCCGAUUAGUUCCCCCAAUAAUGUAGUUUGAUUUGCAUUGAAUAAAAAAACUAACUCUGAAAA
Tribolium madens (black flour beetle) is the source of this 2500-nucleotide messenger RNA. Its product is annotated as venom dipeptidyl peptidase 4-like. The coding region runs from base 130 to 2463 and encodes 777 amino acids. Gene Ontology annotation, biological process: proteolysis. The record is from RefSeq and is a predicted model, not a curated record. The transcript has 14 exons. Gene Ontology annotation, molecular function: dipeptidyl-peptidase activity; serine-type peptidase activity. NCBI's taxonomy places the organism in Eukaryota, Metazoa, Arthropoda, Insecta, Coleoptera, Tenebrionidae.